UUUUAAGUUCCGAAAAUUUUCAGUCAGUCAUUAUUCAGCCAUCAUUAUCAGGCUUUAAAACAUCGUGAUAUAUGACUUAUAACAUCGUAAGUACUAUUUUAUUGAUUAAUACCUGCAUCACAUUCAAUACUAAUAUAUGUACGCUGUCAGAUAAGUCGGACCAAAACAAAGUCGGACUAUAGCAAAGUCGGACCAAAACAAAGUCGGACAAUAACAAAGUCGGACCAAAACAAAGUCGGACUAUUACAAAGUCGGACUACCGAUAAAUAGAAUAUAACUCGGUCAAUUUAAUAAUGAACAGAUAAUUAUCCGCAAAAGUGUUUGAUCCUAAAAGAACACAACCUUGGUCCGGAAAAACGAUUGCUGGCAACACAGAAUAUGCGAUACCGAAUGGAUCACAUUCCCCGUGUGUCAGAAGUCCUCUACGUGGGUCUAUGUUGGGAGAUGGGGACACCGAAAGAAGUGACCAUCAGAAGGGACGUGUUGGACAUGGAGGAAAUGAUAGAGACACCUCUACAGAUAUACAGAGGAGAGAGACUGAUGAUGAGUGGUAGUUAUAGGGAGGGGUUCAGGUUUAAAUCAUCUGACAGGGACCGCAUGUUCUGGGGCUGUCAUUACAAAUUGAUAUCCGAUAUAUCUCAGUCCUCGUUUUAUACUGCAUCAGGAAAUACCAUUAUCCUAAUGGACAGUAUGGAUACACCUCCUGGAUUUGUCAGAUUGCAGCUCCUAACACCAACGUCAAAUCCCAACAUCAGUUCAUCUCUCGUCCUACUCAAUGACAGAGUUUAUAUAUCAAGUUCACAGUUCCAACAGCGAUCGGUCGAUUUCAGUAAUAAUAUUUCACCUCACCAGAUUUUCACUCCUCAUGGCCCUUGUACUACUUCUACUAUUGCAUCCAUUGAAGCCGAUUACGCUCACUGUUUUGCCAGCAUACACUGGCCUGCAUUAACACGACCCUGGAUUGACAGAUGUCUCAGGCAUACUUGGCCUCCAGUACGUGUCCUUACAGAUAUUGUAAACAAUGGUUGUCACUGUGUGCCUAUAGGAAGUAAAAUUCUCUCUAGUGAAAACCAAUUAGAAUGGAGAUUGUCAUUUUCUCAAGCUGAACAAAAACUAGUUUACGCCAUGAACCACACCCAAUUUUUAUGUUACGGACUUCUGAAAAUAUUUCUAAAGGAGGUCAUUAGUUACAAUGUAGAAGAGCCAUUAUUGUGUUCGUAUUUCAUGAAAACUACAAUGUUCUGGAUUAUACAGGCGGGGUGUAUCAGAUGGUGUCCCCAAGAUUUACUGAACUGUUUCUGGACGUGUUUCAAGUAUCUCAUUCACUGUGUUUAUCGCGGUGAGUUCCCGAACUUUUUCAUUCCACAGAACAAUAUGUUCCUAAACAAAGUUGUAGGUCACGCCCGCACAUCUUUACUGGAACAACUUUAUCAGUAUUACAGAAUGGGCGUGUCCUGUCUGCUACACAGUAAAACCCUCAGAUCGAUCCUACUACCAGCCCUCAGUAGUCCGUCCUUUGUUUUACACUCGGCUGAAGGACAUUAUAACGCUGUCGAGGCGAUAGAUCUUGUUGUCCAAAGGGAGAUAUUUUCACUCCCCUUUCCCUGGAAAGAAUUCACUCACUGUCUUCUGCUGCUGAAAUCAAUAGAUAAAUUAUCACGGUUAUCUCUCUCACCAUACCAAACAUUAACAUUACAGUAUGCUACAGCAGGGGUUCUCACUCAGACGGCCUUUGUUAUGGUAAACAAUGAUACAUGCUGCACACAUAGACAAGUGUACACAUUAGACAAGACGGUGUGUAAUAUGUUGAAACUGGUAGCACGUGUAGGUAGUGUAACCCAGUCACUGUAUCUAGCUCUGUAUUACUAUAGAAUGGGUCACCGUAUCUAGCUCUGUAUUACUAUAGAAUGGGUCACCGUAUCUAGCUCUGUAUUACUAUAGAAUGGGUCACUGUAUCUAGCUCUGUAUUACUAUAGAAUGGGUCACUGUAUCUAGCUCUGUAUUACUAUAGAAUGGGUCACUGUAUCUAGCUCUGUAUUACUAUAGAAUGGGUCACUGUAUCUAGCUCUGUAUUACUAUAGAAUGGGUCACUGUAUCUAGCUCUGUAUUACUAUAGAAUGGGUCACUGUAUCUAGCUCUGUAUUACUAUAGAAUGGGUCACUGUAUCUAGCUCUGUAUUACUAUAGAAUGGGUCAUUGUAUCUAGCUCUGUAUUACUAUAGAAUGGGUAGAUAUAAUGACGGACUUCAUGUUACUUAUCUCACAAAACAAAGACUAUCACAGCCCUACAUCAUGUAUAACGGUGUAGUAGAUAAUGAAGCUGUAGGCAGGCUGUCUCUGUCUAGAAAAAUGAAAACAGCCUGGGUAAAUGACGUCACAUUAAACCCUGAUCUCCAUAUCAUUAAAGAAUUAAUUCUAGAACAAGAAGUCAGUAAACAAAAUGGUACAUUGGUUUUAAUCAUUUCACCUUUUGUGUUGACUGACAUGUUGUCUGUGUUGUGUAACUACAGACUGAGUAACAGAUCCCAGUAUCUACAGUCACUCACGGAUCUACAGACCCUGCUGAUAUACGAUGAUGGCAGAUAUGUACCUUUACACAUUAGAGACCUCUCGUGGCAGAUACUGGGGAUCUGUCAACACGUUGUGGGGGACUUACACGGGGCAUUACAGUCUUAUCAAGAAUCACUCAGACAGAGACCAUUCCAUACAAUACAGAAAGCAACAGAAGCUAGAAUACAGUACAUUAGGCGUCAGUUUCACGGAACAUAGAUUUAGUACCUGUAUGUGGUCCCUUCCUGAUUUGGGAACUCAUUGAUCUGUAGACAUUAAACACAACAAACUACCAUUACGGAUUUAGUUGAUUCACGUACCUAUCUCAUUCUGGUUUUUAUUAAAGUGUGUUGAAACAAAGCACACUGUCUCCUCUCUGUGCAACUCGGAUGUCAAAUUCACAAACGGGGUAUGUAGUUGAAGGUGUAUCCCCUACUUUAUGUGUAUUUUGUGUUCGUGUUGAGCUGAAUCCAGGGCAAUCCAUCUUGAGUUAAUUGAUAAUUUAUAUUUUAAUAGAAAAGUAACAAUUUAUUUCAAUGUACCACCAUGAUGUAAUAUGCAUCUCUUAUAAGUACUUCUAUACAUACGUGAACGUUCCUGUGACAUCGUCUCAUGGUAAUUACUGCCAGAGAAUAAAUUUCGAAAUAGGAAAAUUAUCCACAGUGAAAAGAUUGAUAUACACAUUACUUGUUGGAAUUCUCGGGCUCCUUCAAUUCCAAUAAAUCAGAAUUAUUUGACUGAUAUGGUGCUUUAUAACGAUCAUCAAGCAUACCUGUGUAUAAUCAUUCUAUAGAUGUUGCUCGUGUCUUCUGGACGGAAUGAGUAUUUACAGUGUAUAAAAAAAUAGAUCAAAUUAAAAGAUGUUAUACAUAU
Molecule: messenger RNA, 3422 nt
Organism: Ostrea edulis (European flat oyster)
Lineage: Eukaryota; Metazoa; Mollusca; Bivalvia; Ostreida; Ostreidae
Exons: 2
Coding region: 379-1890 (503 amino acids)
Source: RefSeq, a predicted model, not a curated record